CUAGCUGAUGCUCACACCUGACACCACACACCAGGGCACACACAUCGCAACAACACAAUGGACAGACAGAGACAAAGACACGACCAUGUGAGAAGGUGCGGGCAUGUGUACCAGGAGGUAUGUCAAUGUUGAGUGUGGCUUUGAUGAUUGGCGGGACGACCACGUGGGUGGGACUGGGAGGCAGCAUCGUGGUCGUACGGUGGGGAAUCACCUACACACACACAUCAACACACAGACACUUGGGAGUCACCUGUGCUGUGUUGUGGUGUGUGUGUGUGUGUGUGCGCGCGCUGACAGACCGACCACGGGGUAUUUGUUGUACUUGUACUCGUAUACGGGCACCUCAUAGGGCUUCUCAAUGUCCUUGUACCUGCACACACACAUUGCACACCGAGACGCCGGCCAGCCCAUGUGUGGGGCCCUGGUUGUGGCCGUGUGUCUGGUGUAAUGUGCUGACUUGACGACCUCGACCUCCCGGUCGACCACCACCUCUCUGUGAGAGGACACACACAGACACACACAAAGAUUGAUGGGAUGGCAGGGGAAGUCUUAUUGCAUGCGGGGUGUGGUGACUGCAUACUUCUCGACGACGACCUCCUUCCAGAUCGGCACCACCUCACCCGGUACAGGCACAUGACGCACCUGCGAAACACACAACAUCCACUCACACAACGAAAUCAUUGGCCCCGAGUGCGUGUGCCCGCCAAUUGCCUGGCUGACAGACCUCUUCUUUGACGAUGUACUUGGGCACUUCCUUGACGACCUCGACGGGCACGUCGACGUAGUGGGGCACGGGGACCUCCUGCACGCGCUCGAUGGUCUUGACCUCCACCUUGGGGACGUACUUGAUGACCGGCACGUGGAUCUGCACACAUGGACACAAAGAGGGAGGGAGAGGGGAUAAGGCAUGCAUUGAUGAUGCCCUCCCUGUGUGUGUCUGUGGGUCGGUUACGUCGAUGGGGACCGCCUUGGGGACCUCCUUGACCACCUCCACCACAUGAGGCACCUGUGGGUCCAAUCACAACGAAGGGCCGCAGGUGUGUGUGGGGAUGGGGGGAGGGUGAGUGAACACUGCUAUGCUGUGUUGGUUUACCUCGACGACUUUGUCUUUGUAUUCGACGACGGGGACCUCCUGGAUGCGCUCGACCGUCUUGACCACCGUCUUGGGCACCACACGCUCCUGGACCAACAGCGGACACACACACAGAGAGGGAGGAGGGGCAGGAGAGACACGGAUUAACGGACCGUGUCUCUCUCCAUUCAUCUGUGUGUGCGGCUUACGAUGGUUUUGACUUCGACUUUGGGCACAUAUUUGUUGACCACCUGCACCUGUGGCACCUGAACUCUCACACCACACCCACAUGGACCGUGAUGGACGGCGUGCCUCCGUCACUCUCCAUGUUUGUGCGUUGUGCGGUUGGCCUACCUCGACGACUCUGUCGACGUGCUGGACGACGGGCACCUCGACUUUGCGCUCGAUCCAUGAGUGGCUGAGCUCCGGCACCUGGCGGACGACCUCAUGGACCUCCGGCUUGGGGACGAUCUUCUGCGUGUAGACGGGCACCUGACGCUCGGCCACGACGUCCUCGUAGUGCACAUCGCUGUAGACGGGCACCUCCACCUCAACCUAUAUUGGCAGACCGCACACAACACAAAUCCUGCGGCCUGCUCAUGAAUGUCUUGCCCCUGUCUGUCCCCCUGCUGUUCACCGACUCACUCGUCGAGUCCCGGUCUGCACUUGUCCCGCUGGUGUGGUUGUGCGACCCAGGCGGACCAGCUGGGACUGUGUCAUCUCGCCCUCACCUCCUGCAUGCAAUAAACACGACACAUGACACAUAACACAGAGCCCCUCAGCCCUCAGCCUCAUUUCCCCCAUGGACAGCCUUCCCUCCCGCGUGUGCCUUUGCCCCUUUCUCCCCUCCCCCGCCCUGUCAUCUGCUUCACCUUGUUGCUGCUGUCCGAGUGCGUCCCGCACACUUACAGGCUGCCCCGCUGGGGGGCUGGCGGCCUGUGCGAAGGCGGCCGCCAGAGGGGAGCCGGGAGGGGCCGGGCCACUCAUGAUGAAAUCAAGUUAGAUGAAUGAGGGGCGGGGCGCGGUGCGUUGACAGACGACGAAGGACG
Messenger RNA from Vitrella brassicaformis, 2121 nucleotides. Lineage: Eukaryota; Vitrellaceae. The record is from the annotation of a GenBank genome assembly.